Molecule: messenger RNA, 468 nt
Organism: Dentiscutata erythropus
Lineage: Eukaryota; Fungi; Glomeromycota; Glomeromycetes; Diversisporales; Gigasporaceae
Source: the annotation of a GenBank genome assembly
AUGCAAGCAACUUGCAAAUAUGGAAAAACAAUUAAACUUAAACGAGCUUAUGAUGAAACUUAUUUUAAAAAUCAUACUGAUAGUAGUGGUUGCAAGCUUCAAAAUGGAUUAUACUUGCAAGUCUUAGUCCACAAGCAAAAUUUAGCUGGACGUGCUAUUCAAAAUAUUAGAUUACAUCAUGCAUAUUCACCUUAUGCUCUUUAUGAUCCUGAGUUAUGUUUUGAAAAUAUAGCAUUAGUUAAAAGACUUGUAAAUACAAUCGAGUAUGCAGGACCAAUUAUUGCAAUGUCGGACAAUACUAAGAUCAAGGAAAGACUUGGAUUUUCUUCUAUUUUUGGUUGUAUUGUUGGUUCAAUGCUUUUAACAGAAUCAACGAGGGUUUUUAUAUAUGAAGAUGUGCAUCAAAUUGUAGACAUGAUUAAAUCUCGUAAUGCUAUCGCUUCUCAAGUACAUGUUUACUUAUUGUAG